AUGGCCAGCCUCGGAAGCUCAGGCAACGGAGCGCUCCCUCGGCAAGGCGGAAGAGUGUCCCCCGGGCAGCAGCAGCAGCAUCAAGGUCCGCUUCGCCGACGGCCAUUGAGCGGGAAAACUACCGAGCGCGAUGCCAGCGACGACUAUGGAGGUAUUCUAGAUGACAGCUGGGGACGAGGAGGAGGGCCCCGCUUCGCCCGGAGGGGGGGAGGACCCCGAUUGGAGCCGCCACGCCCUCCCAAGAGGCCGACAAGGCCGUGCUGGCCCACCCCCUCGGUGGAGGCUAGCGUGUUGCGCUACAUCGAGACCGUUCGUGAAGAGAAGGGGGAUGGACUGGCGAGCGCGGUCCCAACGGUGUCUUGGCCGGAGCACGCGGAAAUGGAGAAGGGGGAUGUAGUCGUAACGGUGGAGCACUGCCAUGGCUGCCACCGGCACCGGAUGACGACGCGCCACGACCCUGAGGUCUACCUUAGCCAUGCGAACGCGGUCAAGGAACUCUUGAUAGAGAGCCUGCGAGAGUUGCCGGUACGGCUAGCAGUCGUCCUCAAGAAAUCCCCGCUCCGUUCCAGGACAUUGUCCCCGGGGGGUGAUGGCGGCGGUAGCGGUAGCGGCAGUGCAAGCGCGACCACGUUGCGGCGGCGGCGCGUAGGGGCGCUCGAGGUCCAGGUGGCGGCGCGGCAUCCGAACCGGGGUCACCUGCUUCACGCCCAGGUCAUUCACUCUAAGCUCGCUUCUGGAAGGUGGCCUCGGCUGGGGACGAGUGUGUGCCUGCCCAACAGGUUGAGAAGGGCGCUGGAGUCUUGGGGGUUCGAGACGGACAUGCGAGAGAUCGACGGCAGAAGAAAACACGAAAACAGCACAGAUGGUGCGGGAGCUGAUACUCCGUCGGCGCAACAUCCACCGCGACCACGAGUCCGGAUUCCGUGGGAGUUUGAUCACCGAGAUAGGAUGCGUCGAGGGGACGAAGUCACAACCUCUCCUCAUCAGGGCGCUAGAAUUCCCGAGAAGAACGCCCACACCGAUGGCUACAAUGACAACAGCAAGAGCAGAGGUGGAGCGAGAACCACCGUAGCUACCGGCAAAGAGGUCGCGACGAACAAUCACGACUCUCACGGCAGAGGCAGCAACAAACCCACCGCCUCCGGCGAGCACGGCAGCGAGACCGGAAACUACGGUGAUAGGCGACGAUCCGGCAGGAGCCCCGAACGCCCAGGGAUGUCCACGACCACCCUUUCGGACAGGGGUAUACGUCGGGAUGACGGGUGCUCUCCUUCAAAAGGUCGAGAGACAGAGGGCACGGUGGCAGCCGGGGUGCUCGCGCAGGAGAAUUCCUCGAAAGCCGCAGAGGCAGGAGUAGGAAGAGACGCGGUCGGUGGCCCAGUGCGAGCUGAGGAAGGGGGGAACGACAUCUCCGCCGAGGAGGAUGAAUACGAUGCUGAUUUCGCUUCGCAGGCGGAAGACUCGUUGGUCGAGGAAGUGGACGAGGAUGCUGACGAUGCUGCCCCAGGGCCGCCACCUUUCGUGGCGCCGAAAGCGAUCGACAGCAUCCACGAACACGAUGAGGAGGAGUUUGAGGAUGCCGUUUGGGACCAAGACGAGGAGGAAUGGGAGGAGGAGAAAAAGGAGGGGGAGGAGGAGGUGGAAGAGGAAGAGUACGGCGAUGACUUUGACUCGUGA
Ectocarpus siliculosus is the source of this 1677-nucleotide messenger RNA. Lineage: Eukaryota; Phaeophyceae; Ectocarpales; Ectocarpaceae. The record is from the annotation of a GenBank genome assembly.